Messenger RNA from Pomacea canaliculata, 4201 nucleotides. RefSeq names its product F-box only protein 43-like. The transcript is spliced from 5 exons. Gene Ontology annotation, molecular function: protein binding; zinc ion binding. Gene Ontology annotation, biological process: negative regulation of meiotic nuclear division; regulation of mitotic nuclear division. Gene Ontology annotation, cellular component: nucleus. The coding region runs from base 179 to 1405 and encodes 408 amino acids. The record is from RefSeq and is a predicted model, not a curated record. NCBI's taxonomy places the organism in Eukaryota, Metazoa, Mollusca, Gastropoda, Architaenioglossa, Ampullariidae.
GGCGAGCAAUUUGAACUCAGCUGUGGUACAGGAGCGAUAGCUGGAAAAAUAUUUUGGAGAAAUCACCAUUACACAUCGAAUAGGAGGUGGAAUCUUUGUCUACACGAGAAAAAUCGGCUAAAUUUGUGUUUGGCCGGUUAAAAAACAUUUGAUUGACUCAAGCAGCUGAAAAAACACGAUGCAGAUGGAGGCAUCACAACAAGAUAUGUGCCAUGUGACAAAGCUUGUGAGCUGCCAGCCAGAGUACUUGCCAAUGACAUCACCAGUGUGUACCAGCACCCCUAAUGUGGAGCGAACAUGUCCCAAGCUUUUAGACAGCAUAGUUUCAUUCCCCAAAAUUGAUGACAGUGGGUUUGGUGGAACCCCUCACUUGUCCCCUCAUGAUUCUUCAUGCAUCAGCACAUAUUGCCACAGGAGGGACAAAGUGAAAUUUUCAUCCACUCCUCUAACUGAGUUUCCUCGAUUAAAAUUUCCUCAUUCAGCAUGCAGUAGUGACUGUCUAAAUGAAAGUGACAGUCCAUCAUUUUAUGCUGAAAGUGAAACAGAUUAUAGUCCUACAUCUUUCCAGGAGUCUAGUUACCAUGAAUAUGGAAAGCACACCACUGAACACUCCAAGGUUGAAGAAAAAUUCUAUGAGAUCUGGGAAGAAACUGAGCAUUUUGAAGAUGAAGCUUACCAUUCCAAUACAGCGCUAGAUGGCUCUAGCCAUCAUGCAAACUUUGUUGAAAGCUUUCGUGAUGCUGUGACUUUAAAACAUUGUCCCAAGAAAUUGAUUGGGAGGCGAAUAGGUGUAGAAGUAGUAGACAUUGUUGGUGAACUGCACUUCUCUGGUGUGGAUGUGAUCUCACUAUUAUUACCAUUUCUACAGCCAGAGGAUAUAUGCCGGAUAAGUCAUGUUUGCAACCUCUGGAGAAAGCUUUGUUUCCAGCAUGCAAAAGCCAGUGAGAUGCAUCACAAGUUUCUCACACAGCUAAUGAAUAAGGAUACAUCAGGCAAAGAGAAUGAAGUUAGCAAAGAUAUUGCGCGUCUUCAAAAGCGACGAGCAAUGACAGCAUCUUCAGGUCGACUUACAGAAAUCCAGCCUAUACAUCCUUUGCCUCAGCUAGGAGUUUCACCUUUAACUCACAUCUAUUCAUCCUCACCAUCCUUUUUGUAUGAACAGACAAGACGAACUUUACGAUGGGGAGAAAAUCUACGACAUUGUCCAAAAUGCCAUUCCGUAUCAAAGGUCUUACCAACCCAUGAUCGAGGGCAAUGCCUUAGUCCUCAGUGCAAAUAUGACUUUUGCAUACUCUGUUUAGCUCCAUUCCACUACCAAAAUCCCUGUGAACCGAUAGCAAUGAAAAAGACAAGAACAGACACUGUGGGCAGUAAAAAGAGCAAAAAGAAUUUACGAAGGUUGUGAUCUGGUCAAGGCAGCUAUCUAACGGAUGCUACAGCUGACUGCCACUGCUGCAGGCAAAGGAUGGAGCAUUUGGUUAAAAGUGAAUGUCAAAAACAUAUCUCAAAUUAAGCUCAGGACAUGAUUUCCAAGAGGCAGCUUCUUAUCUGUAAUGGACACUGUUAACAGGAAUAUGUCUGCAAUUGUGAAAAAGUGAUAUGGAAAAGUAAUUUGCAAAAAUAGAUCCAAGAUGAUGCUGGCAGCUUUAACAUAAGGAAGGGAGGCAAGGAUUAGUAGAACAAAGGUGCUUCACUUCAAACGUGUUCAUAUCUCUAGUCUUAUGCCAGUGCUAAAUGCAGUGGUAUAUCACAAACCAAAAAUGCUGGCUGAAGGUAUGUUUGAAAAAGGAGUCAUAAGACUAAUGAUAACAUAGUUGACAGGUACCAACUAUGAGUAUUCUGCAUUAAACAAUGUUUGAGCCUGAGAAUGUGAUUGCAUCAGGGUUCUCCUAGAGACAGUGACGUGUAAGAAAACGCCAAAUCAUAAUACUCUGCUGAGGAUCUCGAGGUCAUUUCUGUGUGUCAACUACCUCUAACUAGUUGUGAUGGUGGCGCUACCUUACUACUCUUAAGUAGCGACACUGUGGGAGAAACUUGUUUAUUACUCAUCAGUCUCAGAACUGCUUGCACAAGAUUUAUUAUAUUUAGAUGUGAGGCAUUUAUCUAGGAAUGCAUUUACAUCCUCAAUGUUUCUCACUAAAAGACUUUGGAUGUUAACAGAAAUGAAUUAGACACCCUCUGAUCAGUUUUUUUUUUUUUUUUUUUUUUUUUUUUUUUGCACAUUUGUUUGGAAACAAAACUGUUCUAGAAGUGCUUUUACUCAACUGUUUGUGAGCAAAUGUUUCAAUCAGUAUAAGUUGUUUGUAUGUUCUGCAUUUCUUUUAUGAUGCUUUUCCUAAUGUGUUCACAUGGAUGUUAUAUUAUAUCCACAGAUAAAAAGUAUUAUAUUUCAGGCAGCAAAGGCUAGACACAUUAGUCAUUCCACAGCUGAAAGUAUAUGACUAAAAAUAUUCCACCUUUAUGUGCAUAUUUUCAUGACUGCUCAAGAUUUUUAAAAGAUCUUUUAUGGCCAUGUGUUCAGUACAUGCACAAAGUUGUAAAUUAUAUAAUUUUACAAAGUGCCUAUAGAAUACUAAAAGAAAUUUUCCAAUAUUCAGAUUAUUACAAGUUGGUUAGCCAUCCCUUCUUCAUUUCCCUCAUACCUUAGUCAUUUUAAAAUAAUUAAAAAAAGCCAUCCUAAUAAGUGCUUCAUUUGGCAUUCCUUACAUGUUUGUAUCACCUAACUUGCCCUUUUUGUGCAAACCACGAAUAGAAUAGCAGUCCUCAUUUGCCACUGCCAACUAAAACUUAUCACCUGUCUCAUCAGCAACAGAUUCCAUUUAUUUAGACUAAUUAUAACUAGUAGCUCCUGAAACAUUCCACAAUUGCUGUUAAAUAUCUGCAAGGGUACCUAUGUCAAAGCAUGAGUUUAGACCUCUGGGCCUACACAGUUAAAGCAUACUGAGUAUGGAUCAUUAUUUGGCUGUGGUCUGAUACUUGUAGGAUCCCUCAAAUGAAUAUUAUAAACAUAAAAACAAAAAUGUUCAGUAUUUACAGAAAGCUAGCUUCUUGUAGUGCAGACCAGGCUUAAACUUACAAUGAAAUUCUUUAGAACUAUUUAAUAACUUCUAGGCAGUUUCCUGUUUAUGGUGCGAAAAUAACCAUAAAAAUGAAAAGAGAUUUUUUAUAAUUUUUCAAUUCCUACUCCCCUCCAAUAAAGAAAAUUUUACAUGCAGGUUCUUAGGAUAUUGAACUAAAUAAAAGGGUUUUGAAAAGUUUUUAAUAGAACAUUUUAUGCUCCUCCCCUUCCCCCAAAAUUUACUCAGUAAUGCUAUGUAAAAUGCAUGUGUUGGUACAAUUGUCGUCAGAUUCCUGACAUAUGUACAAAACUUGAUUGUAACUUCAUGCUGAAAUUUUUAAAAGAAAAAAAUUACUGAGUAACAAGAUCCAAAACUCUUAAUUUUAACAUCUAUUUCCCUCUGAACUAAUAUACUUUAAUCAUAGUGUCACGCUGUCACACUGAAUGGCAUAACAGGUAAGAGUAAAAGUGUUUGCCAAAGUAAAUUUUCCCAAACUUAGCAUGCUCUAAGAUUACAUUUCUUAAAGGAAUAUUUUAAAGUAAAUUUCUAAAGAAGUAACAUAUUUAUUGAAAUAGCUUCAUUAUAUAUAAUGUGCAUGAUUUUUAUACUUUAAACAUGACAUCAUCCUUGUGCACAUAGUUUAAGACAAAACAGGUACAGAUGUUUUGCAUGAAUUUUUAAUGUACCUGUGUUUCCAAUGAGAGUUGUUUUAAAUACUAAAUUAUAUUACUUAUGAAAGGUGUCAUUUCUUAUGAAUGAUGAUGAUGAAUGGUUGCAUGAUAAUGAGGGGCGGACAGUUGCAGGUAAGUCCUUUUUUAAAAUAGUUGGUUUUGUGAAGAUCAUUUUGUUAUAAGACCUGCAGCACAUGUUUAAAUAUUCAAGUGUCUGACAAAUUGCAUCGACAUGUUUUUAAGACUGGCUCCUGACUGUUCUUUUUUAAUGUCAUCAAUUAAAGUUGAAUUAACUGGACUUUUUCUUACAGAAACCAUUUAGAAACUACCGGUCUUAAAUUUAUCCUAUCAUUACAUUUGAAAUUACAGCAUUGCAAGCCAUCCUGAAAAUGCUUAAUGAACAUGCCUAUUCUGAAUUUCUGUUUUUCAAUACUUGUGUUGUUCUUUGUAUUAAAACAUCCUGUCAAAAAA